Messenger RNA from Arabidopsis thaliana (thale cress), 597 nucleotides. RefSeq lists its product as hypothetical. The transcript is spliced from 4 exons. The record is from RefSeq and is marked reviewed. The coding region runs from base 1 to 597 and encodes 198 amino acids. NCBI's taxonomy places the organism in Eukaryota, Viridiplantae, Streptophyta, Magnoliopsida, Brassicales, Brassicaceae.
AUGGCAAAUGAAGGAGUGUCUCUUAUCUGCCCCCUCGACCUAGGCAUCCCUCUGUUCUUAUACGGUGACAGUUUCGACCCGACCAGUGUCCUCUUCCCUCACUAUGUCUUCUACUUUCCUCCAAAGGAUAAAAAAGAAUCAUACGAUUUUGCGGACAAGGUCAUUGAGAAGCACCGUCGUGCUUGCGACGAGAGGCAGCAUCUAGGCCUUAAAAGGCAGACGCUCGAAGCUCGCAUCGCGCAGAUGGAGAGGAAAAUGUAUCUUGGCAGCCAAGGUCGGGUCCCUGAUCCCAAUCGCGUACCAGUCAAAGUAAUUCCCUUUGACAGCGAAGAGGGCGAUGAAGAAGAGGAUAUAAACACCUGGAAGCGUGUAAAAACGAACCCAAGGUGGGCGACAAAACCGAGGCGUCCACUUCAAAAUAUGGAGAUCGACCUUUACAGUACGGAGACUGUGCCAGAUCACUCCGCAGACGGAAUGAUACGGGAAGAAGUUCCAAAAGUUCCGGACCAACGACCCCCUCUUCCUCGCGGAUACUUUCGCUCUGAAAUUUGGACUCCGUGCACGCUAAUCAAAGAUCUUCCAGAAAGAGACCAAUAA